This is a messenger RNA of Drosophila persimilis, 716 nucleotides long. RefSeq lists its product as uncharacterized. NCBI's taxonomy places the organism in Eukaryota, Metazoa, Arthropoda, Insecta, Diptera, Drosophilidae. The coding region runs from base 123 to 500 and encodes 125 amino acids. The record is from RefSeq and is a predicted model, not a curated record. The transcript has 2 exons.
UUUUGUUGCGUUCUUUUUUGUUUGACUACGGUAUCAGUGCCUUCGUGUCGAACGAAUCACAGCCUCUGGGAGCUCGCGGUGUUGUUUGCAGAGAAUGCAUUGCGGCUGUGGUGGAAGUCGGAAUGAAGGCCUACCGUUAUUUCCGGCCACCGCCCCCUGAGCCAUCGGCCGUCUUCGUCUGGAAGUCCAUCUGCACCCACUGGGUGGGGGUCCUGGCUGGGCCCGUCAUACUGGCGCUGAUUUUCAAGCGCACCUACGACAUCAUCAAGGUUCGUCGCGCACUCAACGCUGGAGGGGACCCGGCAGAAAAACCAAAGCCUGCCGGAGGAGAGGCAUGGGCAGAGGGACAGGUGCCCGCCGAGCAGGCCGUAGAGCCUACGGCUGCUGAAGGGGCAGCCAGCCAGGACGGUGGCGAUGGCGAGCAGCAGGAAGACAAAGCGGAGGAGCCCCCCGGCCUGGAGGAGGCCCCGGCCGAAGAAGCCGCUUCUGGCGAUGCUUAGGUCGUCGGAUCACAAGGCCCUGCACACAAAUCGAAAUGAAAGCAAGCUUACAAGACCCUACACGUCACACUAUUACGCGCUUUCAAAUUUUCGGGGAAUGUACAUGCAAUCGUUCGACCUGAUGCCCUUCUCGGUGGAUGCUGGAGGACUCGAGCUCGAAGUGUAUCUUUUUGCUUGAAUAAAUUUCUCAUUUCGAUUUGUGGAAUCGUAAUUAAA